AGCAACUGUUUGGGGUUUUGGGUUUUUUUGCCCUUUUUUUUUUUUUUGACCCCUUAGGGGACUGCAACUGUAUGUUUGGCUACUCCCUCCGUUUCUAGGUCUCAGUAAAUAAAAGUAACAGGUGCAUUUGCUCACUGGCUCACACAGGAGUGCAGCAACCUUUCAACCUUCAAGAAAGAUUCAAAGAACUGGUGAAAAACCAUUCAGUGGAGGACAAUGGAUUUCCACAACGCUAUGUCCAUGGUGAUGAAUGAUGGACACAGAAUUCCUGUGGUUGGAUUUGGGACCUAUGCACCUGACACAGUUCCAAAAAGUAGGUGUGAAGAGGGUCGCCAUAUAGAUGGUGCCUAUUUCUAUGAGAAUGAGGAGGAGCUUGGUCGAGCCAUUCGAGAGAAGAUUGCAGAUGGAACGGUCAAAAGAGAGGACAUAUUUUACACAGGGAAACUUUGGAGCACUUUUAAUGCUCCAGAGAUGGUCCAAUCAGCUCUGGAAAAGUCACUGAAGACACUGCAAUUUGACUACAUUGAUCUGUAUAUUAUUCACACACCCCUCUCUUUAAAGCCUGGAGAUGAUUUACUCCCAGUGGAUGGAAAUGGAAAAUUGAUUUUUGACAACGUAGACCUGUGUGCCACUUGGGAGGCCAUGGAGGCAUGUAAAGAUGCAGGCUUGGUGAAGUCAAUUGGGGUGUCCAACUUCAACCGCAGACAGCUGGAAAUGAUCCUGAACAAACCCGGGCUCAAGUACAAACCUGUUUGCAACCAGGUUGAAUGUCACCCUUACCUAAACCAAGGGAAAUUGCUGGAGUUCUGCAAAUCCAAAAAUAUUGUUCUGGUGGCAUUUAGUGCCUUGGGAUCUCACAGGGAGGAGAAAUGGGUAGUUCAAAGCACGCCAGUUCUGUUGGAGGAUCCAGUCCUGAACAAGCUGGCCAAAAAAUACAACCAAAGCCCAGUGCUAGUAGCCUUGCGCUACCAGCUGCAGCGUGGUGUGGUGGUUCUUGCCAAGAGCUUCACCAGAAAGCAUAUUGAAGACAACAUCAAGGUGUUUGACUUCCAUUUGACAGAGGAGGACAUGAAAGCCAUUGAUAGCCUGAACCAGAACCUUCGCUAUGACCUAUGUGCACACUUUUUGGACCAUCCUGAGUAUCCAUUUAAUGAUGACUAUUAAAGAGGCUCCAUUUGCAAUUCCUGUGUUGUUAGCAAAUAAUAAUGAUGCUCCUCCAUUCCUAGGACCAGUUCUAGAGGGAAAAUGCCAUUUAUAUACACUAUUGCCAUCAACCUCUCUACUGUGUGAUUUAAUUUAAUCUACACAAUAAUAAAUUAAAUUUCAUCCUUCCAAUGACUUGUCUUCUUGCUUUUGAUAAUACUAAAGGGGGGAGAAGGGUAUAUUGAAUAUAGUUAUCAGUUCCUGUCCCCAAUCUUACAUAGAUAUUUCCAU
Messenger RNA from Pelodiscus sinensis (Chinese soft-shelled turtle), 1434 nucleotides. NCBI's taxonomy places the organism in Eukaryota, Metazoa, Chordata, Testudines, Trionychidae. The record is from RefSeq and is a predicted model, not a curated record.